This is a messenger RNA of Pipistrellus nathusii (Nathusius's pipistrelle), 1527 nucleotides long. NCBI's taxonomy places the organism in Eukaryota, Metazoa, Chordata, Mammalia, Chiroptera, Vespertilionidae. The record is from the annotation of a GenBank genome assembly.
AUGGAGUUCCUGCUGGGGAACCCGUUCAGCACCCCGGUGGGACAGUGCCUCGAAAAGGCAACAGAUGGCUCCCUGCAAAGCGAAGACUGGACGCUGAACAUGGAGAUCUGCGACAUUGUCAAUGAGACAGAGGAAGGGCCAAAGGAUGCCAUUCGAGCACUGAAGAAGCGACUAAACGGGAACCGGAACUACAGAGAAGUGAUGCUGGCAUUAACAGUGCUGGAGACCUGUGUGAAGAACUGCGGCCACCGCUUCCACAUCCUCGUGGCCAACCGAGAUUUCAUCGACGGCGUUCUGGUCAAAAUCCUCUCUCCCAGAAACAACCCGCCCACCAUCGUGCAGGACAAGGUGCUGGCCCUGAUCCAGGCGUGGGCCGAUGCCUUUCGAAGCAGUCCUGACCUCACGGGUGUCGUGCAUAUAUAUGAGGAGUUGAAGAGGAAAGGGGUUGAGUUUCCUAAUGCGGAUUUGGACGCUCUGUCUCCCAUACACACACCGCAACGGAGUGUCCCUGAAGUGGAUCCAGCCGCCACCGUGCCCAGGUCCCAGGCGCAGCAGAGGACAAGUGCCAGCUCCUUUUCCUCGUCUGCUCCUCCUCCCUUCUCUGCGCCACAGGCCCCGGCUCUGAGUGUGACCGGCCCCAUCACAGCCAAUGCAGAACAGCAGAUCGCCAGGCUGCGGAGUGAACUGGACAUUGUUCGAGGCAACACCAAAGUCAUGUCUGAGAUGUUAACGGAAAUGGUCCCCGGGCAGGAAGACUCGUCUGACCUGGAGUUGCUGCAGGAGCUGAACAGGACCUGCCGGGCCAUGCAGCAGCGCGUGGUGGAGCUCAUCUCGCACGUGAGCAACGAGGAGGUCACCGAGGAGCUGCUGCACGUCAACGACGACCUCAACAACGUCUUCCUCCGAUACGAGAGGUUCGAACGAUUCCGGUCUGGCCGCCUGGUCCAAAACUCCAGUAACGGGGUUCUCAGUGAAGUGACCGAGGACAACUUAAUAGACCUGGGGCCGGGGUCUCCUGCCGUGAUGAGCCCCAUGGUGGGGAGCACGGCACCCCCACCUUCCCUCUCAUCUCAGCUUGCUGGCCUGGACCUGGGGGCAGAGAGCGUCAGCGGCACCCUGAGUGCGCUCCAGCAGUGCGCCCCCCCGGACAGCGCCGGCACGCGCGCCCAGACCACGGGGAGCUCCGCAGCCGAGCAGCGCAAGGCGGUAACCUGUGAGGACCCCCAGGCUGCCGGAGGACUCACUUCUGCCCUAGACAGUCGGAAACAGCUCUCCGAAGUGAUCCCCGUUGCGCAGCCCUCUGUCAUGGACGACAUUGAGGUGUGGCUCAGGACGGACCUGAAGGGCGACGACCUGGAGGAAGGCGUCACGAGCGAAGAGUUUGAUAAAUUCCUUGAAGAAAGGGCCAGAGCUGCUGAAAUGGUUCCCGACCUGCCCUCGCCCCCAGCGGAGGCGCCCGGCCCAGCCGCCAACCCCUCCAGCCAGAGGAAGCCCGCCCGCUCCGAGGACGCCCUCUUCGCCCUGUGA